Molecule: messenger RNA, 1094 nt
Organism: Acyrthosiphon pisum (pea aphid)
Lineage: Eukaryota; Metazoa; Arthropoda; Insecta; Hemiptera; Aphididae
Exons: 4
Coding region: 1-480 (159 amino acids)
Molecular function (GO): protein binding
Source: RefSeq, a predicted model, not a curated record
AUGAAAAAAUCUCACCUUGGCAACCAGAUGAAGCCAAUAGCCACUAAUAUCAGUGCAGAAGUAAUAAAAUGCCCUCAGUUUAUGCGAGCAUUAACUAUAGCUAUUUUCAUUGACCGUAUAAAUUCAAUACAUCCAAAUGAGGAUUUCUUGGUUCAUUGUCAUGUGAAAUUGUUAACCCAUUAUAUUCAGUCUGAAGCACUUCCAGUUUCUGAAAUUAUUGCAAGGGAAGUGCAAUGUCUGUACGGAUUUCAAAUUAUGUCUGCUGCACUUGAAUAUCCUGAAAAAAUGGUAUUAAGACUGUUCCAUCAUCUCUAUCAGGAUAGUGUUAUAAGUAAAGAAUCUUUUCAAACAUGGAAAAAAGAUGACAAAUUCAAUGCUGGAUUCGAUGAAGACUUAGAAACAAAAAAUAUGACUGUUUUAAAUUCAUUCUUCAUUCAACUUGAACUAAACGAUUCUGAUGAAGAUGAUACAUCUGAGUAGUAUAACGGCACUAAAUUCUGUCUGCGUGUAAUCAAUAUUCAUCAAUUGACACAAAUUCUUUUUUUAUUUUAUUUUAUGGUAGAUAAACAGAUAAAUUAAAAAAAAUUAAAGUCAAAUACUUAGCUAUUGUUCAUUUAUUUCCGUUGGAAUUAAAUUAUUUAUACAUUUACAAAUAUUGGUAUACAUUGUUUUUUUUUUUUUUUAAUAUGUCAACACACUAUCUGUCUUCUUCCUCUAGCCCACGCGCAACUUAUUGACAAAGCCUGUAUGUACAGAAACAUUUUCUUAUGUUUUUGAGUAAUCUUAGAUUAAAAUCACAAAACCGAUAUAGCAUAAUAUAAAUAUUUUUGAGGGUAUGACAUAUCAAUUUGUCUAAAUAUUGUCUAAAAACAAUUUAGAUAUCAUUUAAAUUUACAAGUGAUCUCUUUAACAUAAUAUAAGAAAAAUGAUUUUGAGUAAAUGCAUUUUGUCCAUAUUGUGCGUGAGCCAGAGGAAGAUAUCAGUUAGCGAAUAUAUUAUUCUAUAUUCGUAGAUAUUAUUGUCUGCUAUUUUCUACAGUUAUAAAUGUAUACUGUUUAUAUUUUGAACAUACAAAUAAACUUUUUCUUACCAAA